AUGCACAAACGAAAGCCGCAAAAGCCAGAUGUUUCUUGGCCCAAGCCGUCGAUGGUCUGUGGAAUUGGCGCGGGGAUCGUGAAGUCUCUGAUUAUAAGAGAACAUACACAGACCACCAAAAAUAACAAUUCAGACCGAAUUCUUUUAAUUUCUGAUUCACGAACGACAAACCUCGCCUCGUGCAAUCAAGUGACGAAUUAUGGCGGCGGCGACUUGGAUAUGGAGAUCGACAAUCGGCGACAACAAAGGAUGACGGAAGGUGGCGGUUGGAGCCACGAACCUCCUCUCGCCGCUUGCACCGUCCGCCGCCUCAAGGUGCGGUUUAACUGCAAAAAAUUCCAGCGGGACCUUCGUUCACCUUCGGUAGUGGCACCUUCACUUUUUUUACGGCGGAUGAGUGUGCGUGCGGCGAAAGAGGCGCGUGGAAAAUGGACUGCCGCAUUGUGCGGAAUUGGAUUCGCCCCCAUGCAAAAGUGUUGGAGGUGUGAGCCUUGGCUCGAUUCAUGGGCUCGGGCGCGGCUAGCGAAAGACUACGUGCGCGACCUUGGACGCUGCGUGUGCUAG
Molecule: messenger RNA, 564 nt
Organism: Striga asiatica
Lineage: Eukaryota; Viridiplantae; Streptophyta; Magnoliopsida; Lamiales; Orobanchaceae
Source: the annotation of a GenBank genome assembly